UUUUCUUGGCUUUACUUACCGGUGUUGCGCCGUGAUUGGCUUUAAGCUUGCUCGCUCUAGGCGAACUUGAUGGUGUUGUAGGGGUGGCCAAGACAGGCCUGGGGCACUAAUGCGACCAACUUCUUACAAUAGGCUGCUUGGCAGCUCUAAGCCUCGCAGUUAUGCAGCGCACGUCCAGCGCGGAUCGCCGGUGGCGACUGCAUCGUCGCGCCGCGCGCUGACAGUCGUUGCUGACCUUUCCGCAAAAGGCAGGGCGAUAUUGCCAAAAUCCCUGACAGUGCAACGUCAUAUGGGAGAAGGAUCAUUCGGCCAGGUCUUUGAGGGAUCUCUGAACACUCCUGCUGGCACUCAGCGUGUGGUAUUAAAGCGCGUCAAAACUAGAGUCCAGGGCGCGGAGGCCAUGAGCCAGAUGGAGCACCUGCUCAACGUGUACGCCAGCCGGGUGGCUCGCGGCCACUGCGCCGACUUCCUGGGCUACUGCGAGGUGGCGGACAGCGAGGCGACUGUGCGACUCACACCGGGGCUGUGGCUGAUCUGGAAGUACGAGGGCAGCAAGACGCUGUCGUACUACCUGGGCCGGCGGGACACGCUGCGUGCACUAGCCGCAGACAUGGAGGUGCCCGAGGCGGCGGUGGUGCCAGCAGUCAUGAAGCAGAUCUUCGAAGGACUUGCGGCCUUCCACGCUGCGGGUCUGGUGCACCGAGACAUCAAGCCACUCAACAUCAUCUUUGCGGAGGACGUACGGCGCUUCAAGCUGAUCGACUUGGGUGCAUGCGCCGACCUGCGCACCGGCACCAACUACGUGCCCGAGGAGUCCAUUCUGGACCUCAACUACUGCCCGCCGGAGCAGUACGUGAUGCCCACCGACUCGCCGCACAUCGCCAAGCAGGCGCGGCUGCUCAAGCUGGCCAUCAGUCCGCUGCUGUGGGCCAAACACAAGCCCGACCGCUUCGAUACCUGGUCCGCGGGUAUCGUGAUGCUGCAGCUGGCGGUUCCCGCCAUGCGCACGGACAGGGCCCUGCGCGCCUUCAACUCCGUGUAUGGCCCCAAGUUCAACUACGACCUGGCCACCUGGCGCCGGGCCACCUACCUACCCGCCCGGGACUGUGCGCUGCUGGACGCAUUCGAUGGAGCCGGUUGGGAGCUGCUGCAGUCCCUGCUGGCGCCCCGUCACAUCCAAGUGGACGACAACGGUGGUGUCAGCUUUGUGAAUGACUCGCCCUUCCCGCGCAUUAGCGCCUAUGAAGCCCUGAAGCACAAGUUUAUCCGGUAUGGCCUUGAAGCCGCUGCAAUCUCGCCCCAGCCCGCAGCCGCUGCUGCCACGCCCUCACGCCCCGCUGCGCAGCCCGCCACCUCCCAGCCGCUUAGCGGCAGCGCCAGCGGCGGCCGUGACGCCAGCCCGGACCCUACCGCCGACGUCUCGUCACCUGGCUGGCGCCUAAUCAGGCCUCCUAGCAUCAGCUCCUCCGCUGCCGCAGCAGCAGCUGCGGGUUCAGGCAGCGGCGGUAGGCAGCAGCUCCAGCAGGUAGAGAACCCGGGCCCAGCUUCAGAAGGUGCAGCAGGUGCAGCACCUCCGGCUGCGUUGGCUUCGGCUCUGGGCCUGUGGCGGGACAUGACGGGUCGGCUGUUUGACUUGGAGUCUAAGCUCAUGCGGCAGGCGUCGGCCACGCAGCUGCAGACCACCACCGUGAAGAGGCUGCGGGAGCAGGUGGAGAGCGGGCAGGCGGAUCCCGCCGUGCUGCAGAAGGAGGAGAAGGUGCUGAACAAGAUGCAGACCCGGCUAGCCAGCCUGCAGCAGGACUUCACCUCCAUGGCCGACCAGGCUUCCGGCAUGCUCAACUUCCUAGGAAUGGGCCGCGGCAAGGCGCUGCCGACCCCGGCCGACCCUCAGCGGCAGCGGCCGCAACAGGGCAGCGGCGAUGCAGGAGGCUCCGCGGAUGGCCAGCAGCCUGCACCUGCAGGCAGGAACAAGCCCAACCUGCAAGCCCUACGUGCCGCCUCCGCCGCCUCUGCAUCCGCCUUCGCUGCUGCCUCCUCAGCCUCCAACAACCCCGACUCCUCCUCCUCCCCCUCCCCGCCAUCCGCCGGCAUGUUCAGCAGUCUGUGGGAGCGGCUGAGCAGCCAACUAGCCCAGCUGGAGUCCAAGAUCUCCAACCAGGCAUCCGCCACACAGCGGCAGUCGAUGGUGGUGCGGGGGCUGCGGGCCAAGGUGGACUCGGGGGAGGCGGAGCCGGAGCUGCUGGAGCGGGCUGAGCGCAUCUUGAAGCGUAUGGAGGGGCGGCUGCUGGCCCUGGACCGGGACUUCCGCGUUGCCAAGGAGAGCGCCAGCGGAGCCCUGGCAGGCAACGUGUCAGCGGACCUGGAGGCGCCUCGACGUAGCGGCGGCACGGGCAGUAGCCGCGAGCAGCCUGCGGGGCGGGGAGCUGGAGAGCAGGGCAACAACAGCGGUUCCUUCUGGCCGCGGCUACUGGGCGGACCUAGCAGUGGCAGUAGCAGUGGCGGCAGUAGCAGUGGCGGCAGCAGUAGUGAGGAGGUGCGCCCCUCAGCAGAAGCUCAGAGCUACCCCGCGCAGCAGUCGCAAGCCGCAAGCUUCAUCCGCUCCCUUUCGCCGCUCCGCCCUCGCUCAUCGUCAUCGUCGCCCUUCCAAGGUUUCCUACAAACCAAGCCACCUCAAGACCAACAGCAGCAACAGCAGCAGCCGCAACACCAGCCACAACAGCAGCAGCAGGCUCUGGGGUAUCGAUCCAUUUUUGGUUCCUUCAGUGCCAACAGAGGCAGCGGUAGCAGCGGCAGCGGUAGCAGCGGCAACAGCGGCAACAACAACAAUGCGUCUGGCAGCAGCGGCAGGCGCAGCGGCAGCAGUAAUGCAAGCAGGGCUCCGAGCGCCUCCACACCUGCAACAACCUCAACACCCCCGCCGUCCCCGCCCAGUUCAUCUUCCAACAAAACCAAGAGCGACCCGCGGGUCAGCAACAACAGCAAGACCGGUAACGGUGGCCUCUUUAACGGCCUCUUCGGCCGGCCUCGUCAGGACACGGACCCACAGGGACGGCCGCAAUCACCACCGCAACAACAACGACCCUCAUCUGGUGACAGCGGUAAUGCAGCCUCCGCUGGUGCUCCUAGAGGCGCGGCAGGUCUUGGCAGAUCCCCUGCUGCUGUUGCUUCACCGCAGUCGUCUUCUUCCCCGGCUUCUUCUUUUGCUUCUGGUGCUGCUGCAGCAGCUGCACCGGUCCCCAGCGGGGAUGUGUUGCUGGAGGGAGCUGGCCGUGUAAUCCGCAGCAGUCUGGGCUUCACCGGGCUAGCUGCCAGGGUGGCGGGGGACAUGGCAGUGGCACUGAAGGCUGAGGCGGAC
Molecule: messenger RNA, 3355 nt
Organism: Astrephomene gubernaculifera
Lineage: Eukaryota; Viridiplantae; Chlorophyta; Chlorophyceae; Chlamydomonadales; Astrephomenaceae
Source: the annotation of a GenBank genome assembly